Messenger RNA from Lymnaea stagnalis (great pond snail), 3194 nucleotides. NCBI's taxonomy places the organism in Eukaryota, Metazoa, Mollusca, Gastropoda, Lymnaeidae. The record is from the annotation of a GenBank genome assembly.
CAGCAUCGGCUCUAGGGGACCCCCAAAUGACUACACUUGAUGGUAAAAAAUAUGCCAUGAAUGGAUGUGGUGUUUACACAAUGAUGGAUAUUCCAUCACAAAACUUUACACUUCAGGUAGUGUAGACUUAGGUUAUUAGCCAAUAUUUUAUUUCAAUAAAGGCUGCUCAUUACUUUUGUCUCCGGAAAUCGGUAUGAAAGAAAUUUGUUUAAAAAUGAAAAUUGUUUGACGGAAGUUUGUUUGAAUGUUAAUUAUUUCAAAACAAAAGUUUGUUUAAAAUUAAAUUUCUAAAAGGGAGUUUUAUUUAUUCAUUUUGUAUUUAAAUUUUUAAAGUUGAAAUGGAAAUUUAUUAAUAAAUAAAAUAUAUUUUUGUUGGUUCUUUCCCAUUAUUUCACUGUGAACAAAUUUCCGUUCCAACUGCCAUCAAAAAUAAAUGUUCCGUCAAACAAAUUUCUUACAUUCAAAUUUCCAGUAGCAUUACCUUCUUAGGUUUUGGACAAAAUAUUUUUAUGCCCGUUUUGCCAUGACAUCUUGAAACAGCUGUCAGGAAAGACUAUCUGAGUUCACUGCUGAAAGAGUUUCCAUAUCUUUAUUUUUUUAAAGUCAUCUUCAGUAUAAAGUUUAUAUUUUAUCUUUCUUUGAUUGAUAGUGCCUAACAAUAAAUUUUACUAAUUUUUUUUUUUUAAUUUUUUAUAAGGGGUUAUGCAAGAUGGCAACCUCUAUUUCCAGUUAGGAUUUAAUAUAGUCAAUUUUGAAAUUGAUUACUAUCAAUAUUUCAGGCCCGCACUGGCCGGGCAGAAACAAAGAAAGGAACCCUUACUAAUGCCACAGUUUUUGUUGGAUUUGCUGUAGUGGAGGGAGACUAUCCUAUGUUUCAAGUGACAUUGUCAUCUACAAGCAAUAGUAUGUUGUGCUGACAAAGAGUAGUUUGUUACUUUUUUUUAUAAUAAGAAAUAAGGACUUUUACUUAAAUUUACAGAAAAAAAUGUGUGUUCAACCAUUCUUUAAACAAAAUAUUAAAUAGCAUUUUUAUUAAAUUAAAAAAUGAAACUAUUAUUAAAAGUAAAAGUCUUUGAUGAAAAAAAUUAAGUUUAAUAACUCACUUUCUAUUUGUCUCACAGCUAUGGUUCUCUUUGCUGAUGACCUUGACGUAACAAAUGAUUUCUACGCUCAAGACAAUUACAGCUCUUCAACAGGAUACAUGAACAUCAGAUGUGAAAACAGAAACAAUGUGACAACUGUUGUAGCAGUGUUUCCCUGGGGUAAAGCAGGUGAUGACUAUUUAUGAGCUACUUUUAUUUUGAAAUUUUUAUUUAUUGUUAAUUUGUAGUAUCAGCUUUCAAAAACAUAACAUUUCUUUAUAAUAUUUAACACUAUUUAGUUAAUUUUUACUUUAUUUUUAUCUACAGCAAAUACAUUUUAUCUAUAUUACUUUCCAGAAAUUAAAUAAGUUGUUUUAAUUAGUAUUUUACAAUAAAAUAGUCAAUUGAAAAUUCCUUUGGUAUGAUAAAAUAAUAUUAAGUCUUACAAAAAAUGUAGGUUUGUUUUUUAUAUGGCUAAGCUUCAGUCAAAUGUAAGAAAAAGACUUAAAUGCCUUAUCCAUAAGACUAUAAAUUUGUCAAAUCUAUUUCUUUUCAUUAUUUACCUAAAACACUAAGUGUUUGUUAUUUAAUUUUUUACUGGUGAUUCCUUUCUUAUGGAUUUUUUUUUCUCAUCAGAAACUUAAUUCUCAUUUAACACACUUUAAGUGGAUGAACAGAGUAUAGGCAUUAUUCUAGCAAAUGUUUGCAUUUAUUUCGUUAAAUUUUACCUCACAGACUAGGAUGAUUGAUAUUUAUUUUUUAAAUCGUUUUACCUCCAUUUAUUUAAAUCUUAGUUUAGACUAUCAUUAUUUAAUCUCUGAACAUCCCAGGUGUAUCCAUCAAAGUGAGUUUGGGUGUAAAAAGUUUGAAGCUGGAAAUGGAAGUGGACAAAUCCCUACAGGACAGGACCAGAGGUCUUCUAGGAAACUUGAACAUUAACAAAAAUGAUGAGUUCCAGUUACAAGAUGGCACGGUGCUGUCCCAAAAUCUAACAGAGGCAGAUUUUUUAUCUGUUUGCCAAAACAUGUGAGAAUUCUAAGUUUCAUUAAAUAUCCUAUGAGUAUUAUUCAAAGUUGUAGUUCCUCCCUCAAGUAGUAUAUGGUGUUGCGUGGGACUCUAUUGUGUUUCUGAAAAAACAUUUUACUUUUUUUUCCAAUGCCAAUGAUCAAUUUUACAAGGUUUAUCUGCAAUGAAAUAAGUUUUUAUCAAACUAUAGCAGAUUUUUAAAUAUUCUUUUAUACUUAUUUUUGGAUGAUUUGUCUGAUUCGCAGAGCCAAAUUAUGGCAUAGAGACUUCAUGUAUUUAGUUUCAUAUUUAGGUGUUUUUUUUCUCCAUAUUAAAAGUAGGCUUAAAUUAAGAUAAUUGUAAAGCAAGUUGUUUAUUCCUUUUCCUUUAAAUUUUUGUGAUAUUUAAGAAAUAAUUUUUUAAUUUUUUAAUGAAUUCAGACUUUUGGAAAAAAUUUAAACUUUUUGACCAAAAUCAUUUGCUUGGAUCAAUAUAUCUUAUAGCUAUUUAUUAUAUUUAGAAAAGACAUGCCCAAACAAAUCAUUUUUCAAGAAGUCGUAUAGUUACAAAUUACUUUACAACAGGGACUUUAAAUGGUUGGGAACAAUAGCUUCGAGUAGAGUAUUUAUAAUUAUUACAUCUUAAAAAUAUUUUACAACUCUGUACAUUUGAAAUUACUGAAAGAUUUUUAAUUUGUAUUCACUAAAGAAAUAAUUUUUUUAAAUGUAUAAUCUUUUAAAUAUCUUCAGGUACCGGUAAUUAAAAUAAAUCAAUUUAUGCAAUGUGAAGAAUCAUUUCAAAUUUUUUUCAUUUCUUAUUUAAAUGUUUAAAAAUGUUAAAUUCUAAUUACGUUAACUCUUCCAUUCCAAAGCUAACAAACAAUAUAUAUUUAUUAUUUGAUACAGAUGUUUCGCCAGCUGACUCCAUUUUCAACUUUGUAGAUGAAAAUGUCAGCAGAAUUGCAUGCCAAAAUAUGGAACCAAUAUUCAGAGAUGAAUUUAAUCCUGCUGACUUGUCCAGAGCUGUAGAGUUUUGUGGCAAUGAAAAUGAUGCUUGCAUAUUUGAUUACAUGCCUACAGGAGAUGAGACAUUUGCACAAAAUACGAG